AUGAGCAGAGUCGAAGAAGAACCCAGUAGUAGAGAGUGGUUCAGAACCAGCAAAUUCAAGGGCGGGUACCCGAAGACGGCGACUCUGCACUACUACUUCCACGACACCUUGAGCGGGCAGAACCCGAGCGCGGUGCGGGUGGUCCCGUCACCCGUCGCGAACCGGACCUUCACCUUCUUCGGGCAGAUGACCAUGGUGGACAACCCGCUUACAGCAGGGCCCGACCCGUCUUCCAGGCUGGUGGGCCGGGCCCAGGGCCUCUACGCCUCGGCUGGGCUGGAGCAGCUGAGCCUGCUCAUGGUCAUGAACCUUUACUUCCCCGACGGGCCCUACAAGGGGAGCACCUUGGCACUCCUGGGCCGGAACGCGGCGCUGGAGAAGUAUCGCGAGAUGCCCAUCAUUGGUGGGACCGGUGUUUUCAGAUUUGCGUCUGGUGUUGCACUGGCCAACACAUAUUCCCUCGACUUGACGACUGGUGACGCUGUCGUGGAAUACCAUGUUUUGGUGUCUUACUUUUGA
Malania oleifera is the source of this 519-nucleotide messenger RNA. Its product is annotated as dirigent protein 23-like. Lineage: Eukaryota; Viridiplantae; Streptophyta; Magnoliopsida; Santalales; Ximeniaceae. The transcript has a single exon. The record is from RefSeq and is a predicted model, not a curated record. Bases 1 to 519 code for a protein of 172 amino acids.